Molecule: messenger RNA, 1867 nt
Organism: Brienomyrus brachyistius
Lineage: Eukaryota; Metazoa; Chordata; Actinopteri; Osteoglossiformes; Mormyridae
Product: ly6/PLAUR domain-containing protein 6-like
Exons: 5
Coding region: 29-760 (243 amino acids)
Biological process (GO): positive regulation of canonical Wnt signaling pathway
Molecular function (GO): acetylcholine receptor inhibitor activity
Source: RefSeq, a predicted model, not a curated record
AUAAAGAGCACGCCCACCGGGACAGCAGAUGGGGUUGGGCGGGAGCGCGCCCUGCGCGUUCUCGCACUCCGUGCUCACAGUGAGAGGCGUGCAGUCAGACUUGAGAGCGGGACGCCGGUUCAUUUACGGCGGAGUCACACCGGGAGACUUUCCGGUGUUUGACCGCCAUUCACCGCAGGACGAGCGAACCAGCCGCACAGCUGCAUGCUGGAGGCUACGCCCCACCAUGGAGCCCUCGCCUCACCUGGCCUGGGUCUUGCUCCUGAGUCUCAUUGCUGAUUGGUCAGAAAAGGGCCAGUCGCGGGACUUCACGGUCAACGACAUUGUCUACCUCCAUCCUUCCACGACACCAUUCCCCGGAGGCUUCAAGUGCUUCACGUGUGAGGAUGCACCAGACAACUACAGCUGCAACCGCUGGGCGCGGGAUGUGUACUGUCCCCGAGAGACACGAUACUGCUACACUCAUCACAGGAUGGACGCGCAAGGUGACAGUGUGUCUGUGACCAAGCGCUGUGUGGCCCUGGAGGACUGUCUCUCUGCAGGGUGCAGGGACGUUAACCAUGAAGGACACAAGGUCUGCACCGCCUGCUGUGAGGGCAACAUCUGCAACCUGCCCCUGCCGAGGAACGAGACGGACGCCAUCUUCAGCACGCUCUCCCCACUGAGCGCCGGCUCGUGGGUCACGCCGCGGCUCAGCUCUGUCACCUGCUCCCUGGUCAUCACCGGCGUGCUCACUGCCCUGGACCUCAGCCACAUAUAAGCUCACCAGAGGCUGAUUCGAUCGUCGUGUCUGUGUGCUGGGGAGAUAUGAUACUCUGUGUAUCUACCUUCGCUGGGGGUGGGUAACCAUGGGGAAGCUGUAGAUUUAUUACCCUGAUAGUUUGGUGUCUCACACCUGAAAGCACUCAGCCCCCCUCCUCAGAAAGGGUCCUGCAGGUUCUUCAGCUUCCAGGAGAACCAAGGCUAUACAUCAGGUGCUGCCUCUCCUUACCAGUGAGUCGUUCUGAUGAAAUAUCUCUCCAUUCACGUGAAGAGCUCAUCCUACAGGACUGCACACUGCAGGGCUACUUUCGGGAUUUAGUGAUUUCUCUGUAUAUCUAUGUAUAUGUGUAAAUAUGAAAUUAUAUUUAAUUUUGUACAAAAAUGUGAUGCUGGAAUAUUUGAUUUGAGAUCAGUGUAUUUCACACCUAGGUGUUUACAUUACAUUCGUAUAACUUACAUUUUUAUCCAAAGCGAUGCAUUAGUAUGGAAAACUUCACGUCAGAGUGGGGUCAUCCGGUGUCCCUGGAGUACUUGGGGUAUGAUUGCCAUGGGAUUUAAACCAACAACCUUCCGAUCACAGGUUCAUACCCCUGGCAUUGGGUGUGUGUGUUUUCUUUACCAGGUGAGACAGUAUUCAGCAUCCAGCUCUGUGCCAAAUGUGAAAGGUACUUUCACAGCCUAGGAAAAUCCCCAAUCUUUUUGAAAUACCAGCUUUCCCUACAGUUCAUACAUUAAAUCCCACAGACCAAACUGUGAAAGCGGAGCUGUAUAGACUGCAGGUAUAAACGCUGUCGGCUGACAUCUUAUCUGUACAUACGUGUAUGUGUGUCUUUGAGGUCAUAUUCAUGUAUGUCAUCCUGUAAACAGUGAAUGUGGUUUGUAACUGAACAAAUGAACAGCUGGUAAUUAAAGAAGUAAGCCUUUACUGUAUUAGUUUUGCGCUUUACACUGUAUCAUACUGCACUUACAGAUUCCUGUGGAUUGGUCUUUUUGUUAUGCCUGAAUAACCUGUGCUACUAUCCUGUUCACCUGAUCUCAGAUUGCUAAGUUCCAUUAUGAAAAACUGACUGGAUCAGAAGUAAAACCCUAUGAUUUUAUCAAAGAA